Molecule: messenger RNA, 1123 nt
Organism: Oryza brachyantha (malo sina)
Lineage: Eukaryota; Viridiplantae; Streptophyta; Magnoliopsida; Poales; Poaceae
Product: RNA-binding protein Y14B
Exons: 5
Coding region: 55-660 (201 amino acids)
Biological process (GO): RNA splicing
Cellular component (GO): cytoplasm; exon-exon junction complex; nucleus
Molecular function (GO): mRNA binding
Source: RefSeq, a predicted model, not a curated record
CUCCACGGCACAAACAGUACACGCUCUCUCCUCGCUGUCACCUACUCCCAUCCGAUGGCGGCGGCGGCGGCGGCGGCGGCGGCGGCGGAGGACGUGGAGUUCGUCGACUACGACCGCGACGACGACGACGACGCCAUGGACGAGGACGAUCGGGGCGGUGGCCGCGGCGGGCGCGCGCUCCCGGUGCCCCACAUCGUCUCCCGCGGCGUGAUGCGCACGCGCGGCCGCCUCCUGGGCCGCAGCCCCUCCGUGCUCGCCUCCAACCGCGACCGCUUCGACCCCCUCGCCGAUGCCGGCAAACCCGGGCACGGCCCACAGCGCUCUAUUGAAGGAUGGAUACUGCUUGUCUCUGGAGUUAAAGAAGAUGCAGAAGAAGAAGAUCUGUACAAUGCUUUCAGUGAAUUUGGUCAUGUCAAGGAUCUACAUUUCAAUCUGGAACGCCGCACUGGAUAUGGCAAGGGAUAUGCAUUUAUUGAAUAUGAAAGUUGUGAGGAAGCAGAAAUUGCGAUCAGAGCAAUGAAUGGGUCUCAGCUGUUAACAAAGACUAUCUAUGUUGAUUGGGCAUUCAGCCGAGGUCCUAUACAGAAGCUCACAAGUACAAGGCCAUUACGUCGGCGAUCUCGGACUCCUCCCCGUAGGCUUGCUGCCUUGACAUGUUGACCGGGAGCUACUAGGUAAUCGAUGUACGGUGUCUUCCACAUCCAGCACUCCUGAGUCUUGGUUCUGCUAGGCUUAAUAUCUGUACUUAGCUUGAUCAGCUUUGCUAGUUGACUCUAAUAGUCUGAUCUAGCUAUGCCUGUGGUGGAGUUUGUUGCCUGUUCUGACUUAAUACACCAGCUAGAAGACAUUGAGUUGUGAUGACAUUGAGAUGGAAGUUGUUCUCCUGAUUCUAACAUUUAAGGAAAACAACUUUCAUAGAGAUAAACUGAUCUCUUGCUAUUUGCUUAGCUAGUUCGUGAUUGUUCAUUUCACGGUAAUAAGUUGUGCACUCUGCAUGCAGCAUGCUUCACUUGCUACCACAUCAGCUUAUGUGGUCACAACUGAUGCUGUUGUUGGAUUCAGUUGUGCAUGCAAUCAACAUUUCUUUGCAUAGCAUGCAGAUAUUUCACAUCAAUCCGAUUUG